Molecule: messenger RNA, 947 nt
Organism: Siniperca chuatsi (mandarin fish)
Lineage: Eukaryota; Metazoa; Chordata; Actinopteri; Centrarchiformes; Sinipercidae
Gene: ebpl
Product: EBP like
Exons: 4
Coding region: 232-873 (213 amino acids)
Biological process (GO): sterol metabolic process
Cellular component (GO): endoplasmic reticulum; membrane
Molecular function (GO): cholestenol delta-isomerase activity
Source: RefSeq, a predicted model, not a curated record
GGGAGGCCCAAUGGGUGGAGUUUGGAAUCAACACAACCAAUAGAGAUCUUUGGGGGGCGGGGCUUCAUAUGUCACUCCACAUUCACACAGUUUGGUCCUGAUUCUUCAUCCAGAGUACUGCGUCUGUAGCAGAGUACUACUACAGAGUACUACCUGUACUGGAUGUAGUACUCCUCUCUCCACAGUAUACUUCUUCUUCUUCUUCUUCUUCUUCUUCUUCUCUGACAGCAGAUGGACUCAGUAGCGCCCCCCAGCCUCUCUGCGGUCUCUGUCUUAUCUCUGUUAGCAUGUAGCUCCCAGGUGUUGGUUGCUGUUCUGCUAACACGCAGGUACGGUGGGCGGAGCUCAGCAGAGGACAGGUGGAUCCUACUGUGGCUCUUCUAUGAUGUCAUCGUCCACCUCACACUGGAAGGUCCGUUUGUCUACAUGUCUCUGGUUGGGACGGUGGAGACGUCUGACGGUCCGCUGGCUGAACUCUGGAAGGAGUAUGGUAAAGCUGAUGGUCGCUGGCUGGUUUCUGAUCCAAUGAUCGUCUCGAUAGAAAUUCUGACCGUCGUCCUCGACUCUCUGCUCGCUCUGCUGCUGAUACACGCAGUACUGAAGGACAAGUACUACAGACACUUCCUGCAGAUCGCUCUGAGCGUGUGCGAGCUGUACGGUGGCUGGAUGACCUUCUGUCCUGAUUGGCUGGUUGGCAGUCCCAACCUGAACACGUCCAGCUGGCUCUACCUCUGGGUCUACCUGGUCUUCUUUAACGGGGUCUGGGUCCUGGUCCCGGUUCUGCUGCUGGUCCAGUCCUGGUUCUCUCUGAGGAGACUGCACGCACUCAGACCCGACGAAAACAACGACAUCUUAAAGAGGAAGAAGAUGUAGACGACAAUGUUUUUAUACGGAAUUCAUCUUUAAAUGUUAAGUGAUCAACUGACAAUAAACAUUAUUGAUCCCAA